AAGUGAGAACGCCUCGGGCGUGGCGUUCGUCUGCUCUCAUGGCCUCCGCAUUGCUCGCCGAGCCGAGCAGGAAAUAUGUAAGCAUACACCUAUCAGUUGUUGUUUGCAUGCAUGAUGCAGACGUUUGUCGUCGUACCUUUGGGCAAUUGCGUUGAACGGCUUCUUUUGGAUUAAUAGCUUGUAUCGUGGCGUAAAAGGAUAACGUGUGUCUUGUUGCACACAGUGAGGCCCAGCGAAUAGCAUGUAAUGUGGAUAUAUGACCGUUUAAGUGUUCGAACAAAGAAAGGUGUGUUUCCGAACUGUGCGUUUCCUCGAAAAGCCUUUAUUUGCCGUGGUUGUUGGUCAUUAACAGGGACAACAGGCGAAAUUCGUGAUACAUGUUACUGCCUGUGUAUCACUCCUACCUUGUUCCGUCGUUUGCGCGUUAUAACAAUGCAACAAUGUAGGAAAGCGUCGUAAACUGUUAGUGUUUUCAUCAAGGCACACAGGUAUAUGUAAGAAGAAAAAAUAAAUUUUGGGUCGCAGGUCCACUUGGGGCGAGCGAAGACGACGACGAUUUAGGGCAUCUACUGAUUGCGGAACAAGAUUUGUUUCGUGAGCAUCUGCCUCACUUGGGCACCACGACUUGCUUCUGUAAUUCUUCUACUGUGUUCUCUUAAUCUGAUGCCAGCAUACUUUUGCAGGAUCACUUUCGCCAGUGAAAUUAUGUGAUCAGGCUCCUAUGCAUAGUGCUGGCACAGUGGUAGCUUGUCACCGUGUGUUAGGAUGAAGUGAUUAAACGAUUUCAAAACGAUCGCCCGCACUACAAGCUUCACAGACCUCAAUUUCUCGAGACGAAAGGUCUGCUCAGCGCAACACAGCAGACGUGUAACAAAGGAGGAUGGUUUAACAAGCCCUCCAUUGUCCCUGAGCAUGAUGAGAACACUUGAUGUCUCGUCAUCUAGGAGUGUGUCCAAACAACCAUUACAGGCGCGACAUUCGCAGAGCUUGGGGCCUGAACUUCAGCGUGUAUCAGAAGCUUCCUGUAGGCAUGGCGGAAUUGGGAAGCUGAUGGGUUGUUAUUCCAUCCUCCUCUUUGCCUGAUGCAGCUGAAGAACAGUUCCAAGUGGUCCUGGCUGAGGCGACCUCUACAUGUUACCUGCAUGCGCCCGCCUGGAACAGCGCUUCUGCCAGCUGUGCAACACUUUUUAGAGUAAAGGCCACGCUGAUGACUGACAUGCGUCUCCCAUGCUGAGCAGCUAGCUCCCCGGAUGGAAGUCGCAGUGUCAUCAUUCUUGACGACGAUCUUUAGUGGCCACAGUCAUGAAAAUGAAAGGCCUACUCAUCUACGUCGGCAAUGAACGAAGCGGUUGCGUCACUUCCUUCAAAUUCGGUCAAUCCCAGGAGCCGUGCGUGGGUCAGGGCUUUGCUCACGGAUGAACUUAGAGUAUGCGCUGCAAGGCGGACCUUCAUGAUCUGGCGGCCAAACUCAAUAUGGGAUCUGGGUCAGUUGCAGCCGUCGACGGACACCACGCAGGCGUGGUUUCAUUGCAUGUUUCCGGUUGUUGCUGCCCUGCUCUGGGGUCAGGGGACAAAACAUCUAGAGAAAUGUCCUCAAGUCGUUGUGUUUUGGGAUCUGGGCUUUCCUGCUGACACUCCUGAAAUGCAGAAGAACCUGACAGCAGAAAGCAGCAGGAAUAAGAAAUGACAUACAGACAUAUACUCACUGCUUUCCGCUUUUGUGGCAGCUUACAGUAGGGAUGGUCCUCAUGGUCAAACAGGCAGUGGAACAGCUGGAGAAGGGACGGCGGGCUCUGCUUGCUCAGCACUGGCUUCAAGCAUUUCCUGGAAAACAUGGAGUGAAGGCAGUCAUACAGGGGGGUGGCUGCACAAACUACUAUGUACUUACCAGGGAAACAGUGUCAGCACCACUUUCAUCUCUUUCAUCUGGCUGGCUGGCUGUUACUUGGCUCUAAAAAAGUUCUUCCAUUAUUAUCUCCUUUUGUAUCAUUUUAAAAGUAAUAAAGAAUAACCGGAUACCUCAGCA
Ornithodoros turicata is the source of this 2026-nucleotide messenger RNA. RefSeq lists its product as uncharacterized. The transcript is spliced from 8 exons. NCBI's taxonomy places the organism in Eukaryota, Metazoa, Arthropoda, Arachnida, Ixodida, Argasidae. The record is from RefSeq and is a predicted model, not a curated record. The coding region runs from base 1337 to 1687 and encodes 116 amino acids.